CUAUGUCUUCCUUGCGCUAACGUCUCAACCUUUUCAAUAUUCUCUCAUCUUCACCUACACACACUUACGCACAAGAGAGUUCGUGAGAGUUCCAGAUAGUGUAUUAGUGUGUAUAGAUAUAAUAUAUUAUAUAUCAAGUCAGAGAAAGAGAGGGAAAAAGAUGAGUAUUAUGUGGAAAGUCUAGAGAAUUGUAAAGAUCACAUGAACUACAGAGGAUCAAUCGUGUUGGGUUUCUAUUGUUGGGACUGGGAGUUCUUAACUGCUCUUCUUCUUUUUAUCUUCUUCUAAGUUAACUUUCCUAAAACACACACAGGCGCACACAAGUAGAUAAUUAGAUAAAGUUAUGGUGGCAGAGAUACGUGGCUGCGUCGACAGUCAUGGUGCUCAGUUGUUGGUAGAUUUUGUCUCAAAGUCGUCUCCAUCGCCCUUCCUCCUGAAGACGUACAUGCUGGUUGAUGAUCCGGCCACCGAUCACGUCGUGUCAUGGAAUUCUGACGGGAUGGGGUUCGUGGUUUGGCAGCCGGCGGAGUUCGCCAGAGACUUGCUUCCGACACUGUUCAAACACAGCAACUUCUCUAGCUUCAUUCGCCAACUCAAUACUUACGGUUUUCGUAAAACUUCAACAACCCGUUGGGAAUUCUGCAACGAAAGGUUUCACAAAGGUCAUAAAGAACAACUCUGUCAAAUCCGAAGAAGGAAAUCAUGGAUAAACAAGCCUCGGCCAAUCGCCCAAUUAACCCUGAAAGAAUCAGAUGAAGAUCAAAGAUCUUCAUCCAGUAAUUCUUUAUCCUCAGGGUACAACAUUCUCGUGGAUGAAAAUCAUAAGCUCAAGAAGGAAAAUAAAGUUUUGGGCUUGGAACUUGUGAGCAUAAAAAAGAAGUGCAAGGAGCUCAUUGAUUUGGUUGGUAUGUACACUAGUAGCUCAAGCUCAAAGAAAGAAGAGGAGGAAGAUGAAAGGCCAAAGUUGUUUGGGGUGAGAUUGGAGGUUCAUGGUGAUAAGGAGAGAAAGAGGAAGAGGAUUGAAGAGGUUGGUGAAAGUGCAAGAAGAAUUUUACUUUCGGUAAAUAUAAACAAAUAGAUAUAUAGCCACUUUGAUAGAAAGUUGUAAAGAAUCGUCAUGUUAAGAUAUGCUAUACGUCAUGCUAUGUUGUGCUUGUC
Lactuca virosa is the source of this 1158-nucleotide messenger RNA. NCBI's taxonomy places the organism in Eukaryota, Viridiplantae, Streptophyta, Magnoliopsida, Asterales, Asteraceae. The record is from the annotation of a GenBank genome assembly.